This is a messenger RNA of Wasmannia auropunctata (little fire ant), 1606 nucleotides long. It is a transcript of the gene aurB, whose product is annotated as aurora kinase B. The coding region runs from base 469 to 1401 and encodes 310 amino acids. Gene Ontology annotation, molecular function: ATP binding; protein kinase activity. Lineage: Eukaryota; Metazoa; Arthropoda; Insecta; Hymenoptera; Formicidae. The transcript is spliced from 7 exons. Gene Ontology annotation, cellular component: spindle midzone; spindle pole centrosome; spindle microtubule. The record is from RefSeq and is a predicted model, not a curated record. Gene Ontology annotation, biological process: protein phosphorylation; regulation of cytokinesis; mitotic spindle organization.
UAGACUUUUGCAAUGAGUUUUGGGGCUGCAAUUGAAACUUAUUUUCGGUGAAUUUUGGAACACGUAUUUUCAAUAUACACAACACAAUUGUUAUCAAAUUGGCGAAGUUUUUCUCUCGAUUUUUCUGACAUUCGUACUUCGGGUGUAAUCGGUAUAACGAAAAGAAUUACGAACACGUAGUUCGCGGCUGUUCCGAGAGAGGUCUCCGUCGAAAAUUCAAAUGCGAGGGAAACGGCUGUUACCGAGACAAGAGAGAAGCUUCUCUCUGCCGAGACCGAUUAGUAACGUGACUGUCGUGACAAUUGAUGUUAUUGAAAUUCUCACUUAAAUUAAGUUGAAUGUGCCUUUUUUGACAUCUCCCAAUACUCGGAGUCUUGGACUAGCCUUGUCAUACUUGGAGACUGUGUAUCGACGUUUGUAUAUUUAUAUUUAACUGUUAUAGAUAUUAUAUAGACACUCUGUUCAUAAAUGGACCAUAUGUUUAAAUAUUUGCCAUCGAACAUGCCUGCCGAAUUUAAAGGAACUAUUCAAACCACGAUACGUAAUAUGAUGGAGCACGUUAACAACAGGGGCAGAAAUUACCAGUGGAGCUUGGAGGAUUUUGAAAUCGGAGCACCAUUGGGGAGAGGAAAAUUUGGCCGUGUAUAUCUAGCCAGGGAGAAGACUACUCAGUACAUGGUUGCCCUAAAGACACUGUAUAAAGUUGAAUUGAUAAAAGGACGCGUGGAGAAACAAGUGAUGCGAGAAAUUGAAAUACAAUCGCAUUUAAGGCAUCCACAUAUUCUUCAAAUGUUAACCUACUUUUAUGAUAACAAAAGGAUUUAUCUGGUAUUAGAAUUUGCUGCGAGAGGUGAAUUAUACAAGGAAUUAAAACGUCAACCAAACGAGAGAUUCAGCGAGCAUUUAUCUGCCAAGUAUACUUAUCAAGUGGCCGACGCUUUGGAAUAUUGUCACAGACAUAACGUUAUUCAUAGAGAUAUAAAACCCGAGAAUUUGCUACUUACAUAUAACGGAGAUAUAAAGCUCGCAGACUUCGGAUGGUCUGUACACGCGCCAUCCUCAAAGCGAGACACGUUGUGCGGGACGUUAGAUUAUUUGCCACCGGAGAUGAUAAUGGGACAGACGUACGACUUCUAUGUUGACCAUUGGUGCUUGGGGAUUCUCUGCUACGAGUUUCUCACGGGGCAGCCGCCUUUCUUAAGUGGUACCUCGCAAGAAACGUACGCGAAGAUAAAAAUGAUAAAUAUACAGUGGCCGGAACAGAUUAAAUCUCUGGCCAAAGACCUUAUAUCCAAGUUGAUCAAGAAAAAAAGUUCGGAGCGAAUUUCCUUGGCUGAGGUCAAAAGACAUCCUUGGAUCGUAGAACACAAAAAUUCGCCUAAACUGAAAGCACAGCGUUAGAACCGAUGGGAUCUCACUAGAACUGCCGAAAGGGUUAAUUUGGUAAUUUUCUGUCCUUGCUUACGGUUAGCGAAGAAUUGGUUUGACAAUAGUAGUGUAGAAUUAUUUCACUAUAACUCACGUGUCACUAGAAUUAUUUGUAGAUAUUCACAUAUUUUUAGCAUUCUGUACAAUACAAAAAAGAAAAAAAAAUUUUAACUGAUUA